AGUUCGAAUUGUAAAACCGGUUCGCUAUGUGUUUAUGUAAGUGCUACUGCUAUCAUAGAGGCGAGUGGUUUACGUUUCCUCGUUUUCAACAACUUCAGACGAUGCGUUGGUGCAAACCAGUUCGUUCUACAACUUCAUGAUCGAGCUACAAACACUGAUAUUAAUAGUUGUGGUCGUCAGCGUUGUCUUCAUUGCAGCCAUUACUGCUGCUUUGUGUUGGUUGUAAGUACCAGGAAUAGACUAAUCACACCAACAUUUUUAGAUUACCAAGAAACAUUAUCGUGCCGGAUAUUUCGUCAAGAUCGUCGUUUUACACAGAACUAUAAUUACCAUCGUUCCAUAGCUAUAUGUCCAGAAUUAGCCAAUCAAUGCGGAGUUGAAGAAGAACAGGCAAGACUAACCUCGUCCUGUUCCAUCGUCCUGUUACCGCCAUCCAUCAUGAAUUCUGUUCCUGAUGAUGAAGAGCAACAGAAUGCUAGAAACACAGUUAUUGCGUUAGCCAGUUCUUCAGGUCGUGAAGAGAAUAUUCCAGAAAGAUUGGGCGCGUUAAGGCGUCAUCAAACAAACAAUCUUUCUGGAACAAUUUUUGUUGAGCACAUGACAGAACGUCAGCUACAAUCGGACAGACAAUGUGUACAAAUUUCUCCUCAGCCGAGCUUUCUUGAAGAUGUUAUAGUAUUGGAUGGUACAGAGCCACCACCACCUUAUGAUGACUUGGGAUGAAGGGAACAACAUUCCUGUUUAUGUGAUACACAAAUAAUUUGUAAAUAAUUAGAUGAAGAAAACAUCUAUAGAUUCGAUAUUUGUGUUAAAAAUACAAACUUGUUAGUUUAUAUGUUUAUAUAAAUAUGGAAAAAACUUUAUCUUAGUAAGGAAUGUAAAUCAGUUGUGAUUGCUAGAGUAUUAGUAAAUAAUGUUCGUAGGAACCAGUGUAAUGUGUUAUGUUACAUUAUAUUAUUUCAGUUGUGAUUGAUAGAGUAUUAGUAAAUAAUGUUCGUAGGAACCAGUGUAAUGUGUUAUGUUACUUGAUAUUAUUUCAGCUGUGAUUGCUAGAGUAUUAGUAAAUAAUGUUCGUAGGAACCAGUGUAAUGUGUUAUGUUACAUUAUAUUAUUUCAGUUGUGAUUGAUAGAGUAUUAGUAAAUAAUGUUCGUAGGAACCAGUGUAAUGUGUUAUGUUACUUGAUAUCAUUUCAGCUGUGAUUGAUAGAGCAUUAGUAAAUAAUGUUCGUAGGAACCAGUGUAAUGUGUUAUGUUACUUGAUAUUAUUUCAGCUGUGAUUGAUAGAGCAUUAGUAAAUAAUGUUCGUAGGAACCAGUGUCGUGUGUUAUAUUACUUGAUACUAUUUAAUUGGAGAAUUAAUGCAAUAUUAUUUUAAUAAAAAAGAGAAAUGAUUGCCCAUGAACUUCUAUCAUCACUCUGUAACAAUUCUCAGUCUCCCUGGUGGGACAGUA
Messenger RNA from Limulus polyphemus (Atlantic horseshoe crab), 1451 nucleotides. RefSeq lists its product as uncharacterized. The annotation marks the transcript as partial. The record is from RefSeq and is a predicted model, not a curated record. NCBI's taxonomy places the organism in Eukaryota, Metazoa, Arthropoda, Merostomata, Xiphosura, Limulidae. The transcript is spliced from 4 exons.